Epinephelus lanceolatus (giant grouper) is the source of this 2116-nucleotide messenger RNA. RefSeq names its product fibrinogen-like protein 1. The record is from RefSeq and is a predicted model, not a curated record. Gene Ontology annotation, cellular component: fibrinogen complex. Gene Ontology annotation, biological process: fibrinolysis; blood coagulation, common pathway; platelet aggregation. Lineage: Eukaryota; Metazoa; Chordata; Actinopteri; Perciformes; Serranidae. Gene Ontology annotation, molecular function: protein-macromolecule adaptor activity; extracellular matrix structural constituent.
GCAACCUCACUAACAGACAGAGAGCAGGAGAAAGAGGAGGACGGGCAGUGAACUGAACUGAGGACAAAAAAAGAAGAAGACGUAGAGGAUGAAAGAAGCUCAAAGAGUAUAAAACAAUAGAGAGAUCUAAACAAAAAGGACAGGUCAGCAAAAACGUUCCACCUGAAGAGGCAGCUGUUAAGAUAUAAAGUAAAAGUUUUCUGAGGACCCUCAACAACAAAGGGACAAACAACUUACAGCUCAGAGAAAGGCAGCUUUCCUCCUGGAGGAGAAGGUGGACCACUGCUCAAGAGUUUAAGACAAAGGUCAGGACAAGCCUGCAUUAUUGCACUUUCCCAUGAUUCCCCUCGGUUCUCUUAGUUUCCUUUCUCUGCUGUCACUGUAUGCGGGAGCACUGCUGUCCUCUGAUGCAUCUCCAGCCUGCACGCAUCCUCCCUGCAGGGACAGUCUGGUGGCUGCUCCCAUCCAGCCUGGGACGGGAGCAGGAGCGGGUACCGGGGCCUGCGAGGGUCAAACUGGGACAACUGCCUGCAGGAUGGGGCUUUCACUUCCAGCAAUCUCAGAUGCUCCUCGGAAGGUGGAGCACAGGCACGACAUCACCCAGGUUCAGCCAAAGACUGGAGGUGUCAAAGAGCGUCUUGUUCAGCUGCAGCGCUGCAUGCGCUCUCUCCAGGAAACAGGGGGCCCCUGGAGUCACGGGGGCCAGGAGAGCAACUCCCUAGGGGCCAUCCUGGCACUAAUGGCAGCUGUGUUGACAGAGUGUGACCUCCACUGUCACAGCCAGGCCCUUGGGGCGAUGGCCAAACGACUGGAGAGUGCAGCUGUGGGAAGAGAGGGGGAGAAAGACCUGCUGCUUUUCCUAAAGAGCAUCACACAACAUCCACCCACAGUCGCCCCCUUGGAAAGGUUGCAUCCUCAGGACUGUGCCGAGAUUUACAGGCUCGGGAUCAAAGAGAAUGGAAUCUACACCAUCCAGCCUGACCUGCACAGGCCGGCUUUGGAGGCUAAAUGUGACAUGGAGACGGCGGGUGGUGGCUGGACGGUGAUCCAGAAUCGGUGGGACGGCUCGCUGGACUUCAACAGGACAUGGCAGGAAUACCAGGAGGGCUUUGGCAGUCCGCAGGGAGAGCAUUGGCUGGGGAACGUGGCACUGCACGCCCUCACUGCCACUGGCCAACACCAACUCCGCAUCGAGCUGGAGGACUGGCACCAGCAGAAGCGCCAAGCUACCUACAACAACUUCAAAGUGGCCUCAGAGGCACAGAGGUAUCGUCUAACAGCACGAGAGUACUCUGGUGAUGCAGGCAACGCAUUGAGCUACAGCAAACGUUACAACCACGACGGCAGAUCCUUUAGCACAGCUGACCGAGACCACGACCGUUAUGCAGCUGGAAACUGUGGUCAUUACUACGGUGCAGGUUGGUGGUUCGAUGCCUGUCUGGCAGCUAAUCUGAAUGGACGGUAUUACCGUGGGCGCUACAGCGGGGUGACCAAUGGGAUCUACUGGGGGACAUGGUACAUCCUGACAGACGGGCGGACUGGAGAACGCUAUUCUUUCAAGAGGGUGGAGAUGAAGACGAGACCCAGGAACUUUGUAGGAACAUCAUAAAGAUGUUGACAAUUCUCACAGAUAAUCGUGUGAACCACAGAUUUGUUUUAGUCACUGUGUGGACAUCACUUUUCUUAGAGCAGCUUUCAUAUCAUUUAUCAAUUACAUGCAGAUGGCAGCUAAUAGAUUAAAGAAAUAAAUAUACAAAAAUUAAUGUUUUAACAUCCACUAGCAGACUGUUUGAAACCACACUCCAUAUUACAAUAUUCUUUUGUUUAUCGAGCUCCUUCACUACGAUGGCAGAGGUGUUUCACACAAACUGCAUGUCCAAAUGCUUUGCAAAUUCAACAAAUACAAGUGCAUGAAAGGAAAACAUAAAUACGAAAGCCAUUAACUGGAAAUGAUGCACAACAGUUUUAUUUCUGUCGAGCAACACUUAUACAAAGUGUUGACAUAUAUGCAAUAAAUCAGCCUUAAUAUCGUGAUGCCUCCACACACAGGUACAGAUUAGGUGACAUCUCCAUGACUGACGUUAGCUAAAUGACGUAAUGCUAAUGUUACUGCAUA